Messenger RNA from Syngnathoides biaculeatus (alligator pipefish), 5921 nucleotides. It is a transcript of the gene slc41a2b, whose product is annotated as solute carrier family 41 member 2b. Gene Ontology annotation, biological process: monoatomic cation transport. The record is from RefSeq and is a predicted model, not a curated record. NCBI's taxonomy places the organism in Eukaryota, Metazoa, Chordata, Actinopteri, Syngnathiformes, Syngnathidae. Gene Ontology annotation, molecular function: monoatomic cation transmembrane transporter activity. Gene Ontology annotation, cellular component: plasma membrane. The transcript is spliced from 15 exons. Bases 460 to 2172 code for a protein of 570 amino acids.
UUGAAUGACGGUACCGCGUUCGGUCCAAGCCGUCAAAACGUUGCCGUGGCUCCUGUUUUUCGGGACAGAAAAGGGGAGGAUGUUGGUCGAGGCUUUUUUCACAGCAUUCCUCAUUUCUCCGCAGCUAAUGUAGCUCGAUGCUAAUCGACGCCGACGGAUUUGUUGCCGAACAUUUGCUGCGCGUGUUCCCCAACCAAACCGCUCGUAGACUUGAGGCGUUGUCUCCACAUCACAGCGGUGACUAAGAAAGUUGGUGUGCACGAGGCCUUUGGAAUUACCAUAAAGGCGUCCCAGUCGACUUGCAAGUUGCAUACCGGUUUUGCACGAACAUUUUUUAAGAUUUUAUACUGCUGAUGAGCGUCCAAGCCCCUAAAACAGCCGGCCCGAAACACUGGUGUUUUAAAGACCGUUCUCAGACGAAGAGGUGGGAGAUGAGAAAUUGCUGCGCGAGACCCCACCAUGAGCAUCCAGAGUCUGGGCGGAGCCAUCGGGGAUUCCCUGGGCUCUAGCCUGACGGUACGCGUGAGCGGCGCAGGCGGGGUCCGGAGUGCUCUCUCCCUGAAGUCCGCCGGUCGGAUCACGUCCCUCCUCCAGACCAUGGUCCCCACCGGCUACGCCAAGCUCCAAGAGGAGCGCCUGGCGAUGACAGACCUGGGCGCCAAACCCGAGACGGGCGCGCUCCAGAACGGCUACAGACAAGAAAUGCCUCUCCUGGAAGGCCGACGGUUGCUGGACCGCGCCUCCCGUCCCUCCCUCACCCUGUCGGACUCGGGAGACGGGAGCUACUCGGAACUGGAGCCCAUGUUGGCCGAGAGGAGGCCAUCGGGCGACGAGGCGGACGGCGAGGACGAGCUGCAGCAGCAGGAGGAGGAAGGAGAGGCGCAAACCGUUUUGGACAUUCUGCCCAAGGAGUCGCCCCUCGCCAUGGCCCUGCAGAUCCUGGUGCCUUUCCUGUUGGCCGGAUUUGGAACCGUGUCGGCCGGUAUGGUGCUGGACGUGGUGCAGCACUGGGAGGCGUUCCAGUACAUCACGGAGAUCUUUAUCCUGGUUCCCGCUUUGCUGGGCCUCAAGGGCAACUUGGAGAUGACCCUGGCCUCACGCCUGUCGACAGCGGUGAACGUGGGCAAGAUGGAUUCUCCAAUCGAGAAGUGGAAUCUAAUAAUAGGCAACCUGGCGUUAAAGCAGGUCCAGGCCACCGUGGUGGGCUUCUUGGCGGCCGUGGCGGCCGUGGUUCUCGGCUGGAUCCCGGAGGGGAAGUUCCAGAUGAGCCACGCCGUGCUGCUGUGCUCCAGCAGCGUGGCCACGGCCUUCAUCGCCUCCAUGCUGCAGGGUUUUAUCAUGGUGGGCGUGAUUGUGGGCUCGAAGAAGACGGGCAUCAACCCGGACAACGUGGCCACGCCCAUCGCCGCCAGUUUCGGCGACCUCAUCACCCUGGCGAUCCUGGCGUGGAUCAGCCAGGGCCUUUACAAGUGCCUGGAUUCCUACCCGUACGUGUCCUCGGUGGUGUGUGCCUUCUUCAUGUGUCUGACGCCCCUGUGGAUGGUCAUCUCGUCCAAGCACCCGGCCAGCCGCACGCUGCUCUACUCCGGAUGGGAGCCCGUCAUCACGGCGAUGGUCAUCAGCAGCAUCGGAGGUCUCAUCCUGGACAAAACCGUGUCUGACCCCAAUCUGGCCGGAAUCGUGGUGUACACCCCCGUCAUCAACGGAAUCGGGGGUAACCUGGUGGCCAUUCAGUCCAGCCGGAUCUCCACUUUCCUGCACUUCCACUGCGCCCCCGGGGAGGUCCCAGACGAGGCCAAGGGCUGCUACUACCCCUGCCGCACCUUCUCGGGCACAGGCGCCAAUCACAGAUCUGCUCAGGUUCUGCUCCUCCUGGUGAUCCCUGGCCAUCUUAUAUUCCUCUACACCAUCCACCUGAUGAAGAGCGGACACACCACGCUGACGCCCAUCUUCAUGUCCGUCUACCUGGCUGCCGCUCUGCUGCAAGUUCUGCUGCUGCUGAGCAUCGCCGACUGGAUGGUGCACUCCAUGUGGCGCAGCGGCAAGGACCCCGACAGCUUCUCCAUCCCGUACCUGACGGCGCUGGGCGACCUGCUGGGCACGGCGCUGCUGGCGCUGAGCUUCCACUUCCUGUGGAUGAUCGGCGACCGGGACAGCGACGUGGGCGACUGAGGUCUCGGCGAGCGAGGAAGUUGGUGGGGGUGGGGCUUUUGGGGCAGCCGGGUGACGCACUUUUAGGAAUCUUUUUGCACGUUUUGGCACCAAAAUGUUCCGGUAUUACUGUGCCGCUCCCGUCCCGUUGACGGGUGGCCUUUUUUUGGAGGGCCGCAUGGGAGUGUUUGAAUUCUGUUUAUGCAUCAAAAAGAGACUUGCAAAGCUCAAAAUGUCCUGUUGGAUACAGUUGCGGUUUAUCAAUGAGCCGAACGCCAUUGUUACUGAAAAUAAUGGAAGAAAAGGCCUCUUGUACCGGUUUUUAGAAGAUGGAUCAUUUCUUCAGACAUUUUUCGACAAGUUAGCAAUUUGGGUUAAAAAACAACAUCAGAAUGUUUGUUGGAAGUUGCAUCGUAUGUUAAAAUCGGGAUGAAGUGAUGUUACAAAUACUUUACAUGUAGCAUGCGGGGUAGUUGGUGGACAUUUGUCCACGUGGUGACGGGGAUUAAUUUUUAAAAGACGCACCAGCUGAUGUGUUGCAAGUGUUUCUCCACUGUGUGGAACCGGCCCGGAAGGUCCUCCACGUGUCGUCUUUGUCUUAAGCGCCGGAGCAGUUUGCGGAUGCAGUAGUAGGCACAUAUGAGGACGUUACUUGUUGCGUCGGCGCGUUGUUUCUCUUGUCAGUAUGACGGCAACAAGAACCGGUAUUGGGUUGCAGAAUGUGCCGAUUGAGAGUUAGCGGUUGACAAGGUAUCAUUGUACUGCAGCAUUUUGUGGAGUUUGUCACUUUAGGCACACCAAUGUCGACACAGUAGCAGAUGUCACCAUUUGGUGUAGCUUGUAUGCCAUUUCGACUUGUUUAUGUUUUGUUGCUAUCUAUCUGUGCAAAUAAAUGUAUUUUCACUUUCAUAUAGAAGAGGUACUGAUGUAAUUCUUUUGCUUUAUGUAGAGAGUUUUCCAAAGGGAAUUGUCAGCGUAGCAGCCGGUCGUCCCAGAAAAUUUAGUGGGCGUUAAUGAAGGGGGGUGUCACGUGACAGUUGCUUUGAAUGCCAAUGACCUCUGACCCUCGUUUUUGAGGGUGCAGAAUAGAAUGUUGUGAGGAGUACUCUUGGAGAAAUGUCGUGCUGAUGGAUUUGUAGCCGGUGAGUUGUCCCGAAAAUGGAAUAGAUGUUAAUGAUUUUUGAAUAAGGUUCAUUUUUUUGCAAUGCCAGACGUUUGUAGAGGUUGGGCAGCCAUGUGACAGGUGAAUUGGGGGACCUGUGAAAGGCCAUCCCCUCGCCCUGAGGGCUGUGAUGCAAUUUUUUUCACGAAAGAGGUAUGCGUUGUUGUACCUACAAAGAGCAGAGAGGCAAUUUGGGGGAAAAAAAAAAGAUAAAAGUACCAGAUUUGUGAUUGGAAAUGGUGGCAAUAACCAAACAAAUUACAAGGGGUUCUUAAAAAAAUGGAUGUGUGGGAUAAAAGCUGCUUGGAUGUAUAUGGCUUAGUUGUAAUAGUGAAUAAGUGUUGCAAUGCAAUGUUUCUUCAGGACCUUUGGAAACAUUUGGCUUUGCUUUUGGGGUUAGGAGAAGUUGUGCUGUGCCAUGGAGUGGAUGUUCCCCAUCUUUUUAAAAGGUGCUGCAAAUGUGCUGCAUCCCUCUCAUGCAUAUUUCAUCCACGCCACGUAUACGUGGGAGGAGCACGUCCUCGUAGUCAUUGCAUGGCGCUGCGGCAAAAAUGUUAGUGGGACACACGGCUGCUACGUUUAGUGUAUAUUUGUGGCAAAAAGUGUUUGGAGUGGCGGGGUACAUGUUUUACACAGAGAUAAUCAAGAGCAAAAUCGAUCUAGAAAAGACCAAAAUUAUGUAAUGAGGGCAAAAGCACAUUGAAUGAAAAGGGGAAAACGCAAGCAAGAAGAACUAAUUGGGGAGGUGGGGGAGCUAAAAACAAAUGUGAAGAAAUGCAAAUGAAAAAAAGAACCAAACUGAAAGCAGAUUGUAAAAAGUAGGUGGGGCAAAAAAAAAAAAAAAAGUCAGAAUUGUCACAAAGUUGAGGAAAAUGGAGAAUAUAUAACAAUUGGAAUGAAACAUGUAGGUGAAAGAAUACUCAAGUUGAGUCCAAAAGUGGGGCUAAGGAGCACAAAAGUAUGCAAAUGAGCGUGGGAGGGGGGCCAGUAGCUGAAAAAAACAAAACAAAACAGAAAUUGUAACAGGUUGUAAAGUGAAUGAAUGAAAAGAAUUGUCAUCAGGUGACAUGGUCAGUAUUUUGCCACACUUUUGGUCAUCUUUUAUUGUGGACAUGUUAGUCAUGGCUGUCAGUAAUCAGAUAACCAAAAGCAGCUGUCAGUCUCCCAAAUGGGGGAAAUGAAGCACUUAGUUGUGUUCAAAUAUAUGAUUUGUUUAGUAUUAUGGGGUAGAAAUAACGGUUGAAGUGAGCACAGAAUCAGUCGGACAGGUAAGCGCAAGCUUUUGCACGCGUGCUAAUGGCGCCAAAGAGUUUUGUCUUUGCAUUUUGCUGACCUGCCUGCGCUUCAGGAUGAACCUGGCGAUCUUCCACAUGGGCAAAAGUUAGCAGUUGGGCGCACCAGGCAAGGUAACGAUUGGAGGCUCAAACUUUGCGGAGUAAUUGUCUUACCCCGAGCAGGUGCUGAACAACAACCUGCUGAGUGGCCGAGACAUUUUGGAGUUUGAAGAAUUCCACCAGCAACUUGUGGGCACUCGUGGAAGGUUGUGCGACAUGUCGAGUCAGAGGUGAGCUUUGACGCCUGAGUGACUUUGUGGCAGUGAAUACACUCGCGUGUCCAUUUUGUUUUUCAGCAGGGUGAAGAGGAGGUGCAGUAAAGUCCAGACCUGGAGCAGUUCUACGGGCGAAGUGGGAAGGGCUUCCUUGAUGUCAGCGGCCACAUAAUCUGCUCGGAGAUGGCGAGCUGGAUUGUCACUGAGCAGGAUCUGCUCCCUCGUUUUUGCACAUCAGUGAUGCAGACCACUUUCCCCCCACUGGGCUGAUGGAGCAACUACAUGGGUGCAGUGUCUUGAGUCCCUCCCCUGGAUCCUCGGUGUGGCGUCACAUGACGUGUUGCCUGAUUAGCUGAUUUGGGAUGCCUGCGGCUGUCGUCACAAGUUGUGAGACCGGAGCAAGUUUGGCUGUGCGUUGCAGCUUUCCAUUUAGAAAAGACAUUUCUCGUGUCGAAAUUAAUGAUGAAUCUUUUGCAGUGGUUUCUGUCGGCUAAAAAAUAAUUCCGAGAGGAGCGUUGGCUGUCAUGGAGGUGGUGAAGAUUCAGAGGUUGCAAAACAAAAUCAACUCUGGACUCUCCAAUAUAAUCUAGAUUUUAAGGUUUUGUCUUUCAGGUGGAUGACAGAGCGGAACGGCUGUAGCCAGGUGUGGUGGCCUACGUUGUUGGAAGAGGCGUCUGUGAACCGUCCUGGCUCUGGUGGUUCCGGACCGAUACUGCUGUGAUGGUGUCCGGCAACAGGAUUUGGAGAAAUGUGCCUUUCACUCAGCCAUAUUGGAAACAAAUGCAGUGCUGGAGGAAAAGGCCACCGUCAAGAUCUUAGUGGCAAUGGGAAGCUGAAGCCAAUCUCUACGUUUGGGCAUCCAGUGGAGGACCUCAUCUUUGCAGCUACUUCAGAGGCAGCCGUUUGGACCAGGAGCGAGUCACACGACAUAAGGUUUUCUUGUUUAGACCCUCAAAGACAACGUGGAAAAAGUUUAAGUUUGGACUCUGGGUGAAGGAGGAAAAUGCAGCCUGGCACUGUACCUGGCAUUUGUUUUGAAAUAAAGACAUUGAAAGGUUA